CAGCCAUAUGCCAUUUGUCUACAACAAGACUGGGACAGAAGUCAAGCGCAUGGACUGCACAGCCAAGAAAUUUCAGCUACUGCUGCUCAUAGCGCUGCUGGCGCGUGAAGCGGGGGGCGUGGCCACCUGUUGUGCGCGAGGGUCCAGGUCGUGUAAACUCUACGAGCUGUUAUGCCGCGCGGCAAAUUUCAGCCGUUUAAACAACGACGCCGCUGCCGGGAUUCUUACACUCGGUAAACGCAAGGUGGGCGAGAGACGCGUCCAAGCCCGCCUGCAGCAGCUCCUGCAUGGUUCGCGGAAUCAAGCGGCGGGAAUCCUGACUAUGGGAAAGAGGUUCGGGGACGACGAGCACAGGUCGCUCUUGCACGCCGGAGUGACGGCGAGCACGCCCGUGAGCCUCGGCCUGGAGCGCCCUCUGAAAUAUCUGAUCCCCACGGUACGAGAAGACACAGUUUAUGUGGACGCAAAUGAGAAGCGAUGA
Triplophysa rosa is the source of this 481-nucleotide messenger RNA. RefSeq names its product hypocretin (orexin) neuropeptide precursor (gene hcrt). Gene Ontology annotation, biological process: neuropeptide signaling pathway; feeding behavior. The record is from RefSeq and is a predicted model, not a curated record. Lineage: Eukaryota; Metazoa; Chordata; Actinopteri; Cypriniformes; Nemacheilidae.